Symbiodinium pilosum is the source of this 365-nucleotide messenger RNA. Lineage: Eukaryota; Dinophyceae; Suessiales; Symbiodiniaceae. The record is from the annotation of a GenBank genome assembly.
GACCUGCAGUACGCGCGGUAACACUGCGCAAGCUUGAAGGGGACCAGCUCGCUUCGCCUGCGGUGGCUGCAGAGCGCUUGAGGGCGCGUCUGGAGGCAUUCGAGGCGAGUCGCCUGGAGGCCGACCCUCUCAUGACCGCGGAACGGAGAAAGGCUCUUGAGGCCACAUGGCCACGAGAUUCAUCACUCGAGAGGGUCACCGUGUCCCUUGACAAGGCUUACGACCUCCUCUUCACAGAAUCGGAGAAGCGAGAGUACAGCAGAAGCGACUUCCAAACCGACCUGGCCACGUUUCGCCGCUCCUCCGAUUGCAACGAUUCCCUAAGCCUGGACGAAGCUGUGGACUUCCUCCAAGAGAUGCAGUGA